Messenger RNA from Acanthoscelides obtectus, 1159 nucleotides. Lineage: Eukaryota; Metazoa; Arthropoda; Insecta; Coleoptera; Chrysomelidae. The record is from the annotation of a GenBank genome assembly.
CAGUUGAUAGAUUUCAAGUUAAAAAACGGAACUUAAGAAAACGCAUCAUAAUGCCAGGCGAUGAAAUUACAGCAGAAUGACCAACUUUCACCUAACACUUGCGAGGUGCGUACCUACGGCCCGUUGUAUUGUGAUCUGGAACGCUAAGGUAGAACCAUAGGUGUAGGGGUUGAAAUCCGCAUGACCCUUACGAUAUCUUACCACAAGGUCCAGCGAUUUGCCGUGUCCCUGUGGUAUAUAACACCGAUUCCCGGGGGAUGAAAGUCCAUUCCUAAUAGAAUUAGCGAAGUUACUUGUGUGAACAUUGUACGGGUCAAAGGGAGGUACAAGAGUAUCAUCGGAGGACAUUACAAAGUGUUCAAUAUUGCUCCAGCAGUGAUUUUGAGGAAAAGAUACAAGAAGAUGACUAACAGGGGACACCAGCUACCGGAUUCUUCGUCUUCGCCACCAAACUCACAGCAAUUUGGCUAUAGCGCAGGCGCUGGAGCCGGGGCAGACCUCUCCGACGACGAGAUGACCGACCUCCCCAGCUGCGCGUUCGCAUCCAGGCCAUCUUCAAAUUCCUCUGGGAUGCAACACCAUUAUCUGGCAUCGCUUCAUCAUUCCGCAGAUAGUCCUUGCAAUGGAGCCGGAGCGGGCGUGGGAGGAGUUCUGCCGCCAAGUGGAGGAGGUGGUACCGAAUAUUAUGGUUCCUCGCCUUACCGAGUCCAGAGACAUGCAGCCAAUAUCCGCGAAAGGAAAAGGAUGCUGAGCAGUAUAAACUCCGCUUUCGACGAGUUGCGCAUGCACGUGCCCACCUUUCCCUACGAAAAAAGGCUUAGCAAGAUUGACACCCUGCGAUUGGCUAUCGCGUACAUCGCGCUGCUCAGGGAGGUGCUCACGGCUGACUGUGAUCCGUUGACCUACGUCGAGAGGUGUCUCAGAGGCGAGAUCAAGGCGGAUAGGGCCAACUGGAAUACCAGCGAUUUAACUGCUAGAUUAUCGUGGAUAAACUGGGAAAACCUUGGAGUUUCUCCUGGCCGAAGAAGCGCUCUUACAUCUUUAGCUCUGUCGUCGGAAAAUGUUAACUAGUCUUAGCAAUUUUUUAUUGUUUAUAUCUAUGUGUACCACCAUGUGCAAUAUCAGUUUUCUUUUGUAAUAAUAAACGAAUAUAUGAAAA